Messenger RNA from Salvelinus namaycush (lake trout), 314 nucleotides. RefSeq names its product 1,4-alpha-glucan-branching enzyme-like. Gene Ontology annotation, biological process: glycogen biosynthetic process. The record is from RefSeq and is a predicted model, not a curated record. NCBI's taxonomy places the organism in Eukaryota, Metazoa, Chordata, Actinopteri, Salmoniformes, Salmonidae. The transcript has 3 exons. Gene Ontology annotation, molecular function: 1,4-alpha-glucan branching enzyme activity. The annotation marks the transcript as partial. Gene Ontology annotation, cellular component: cytoplasm.
AUGUCUUUGUCAGGUUAUAACUGUGUCCAGUUGAUGGCCAUCAUGGAGCAUGCGUACUACGGAAGCUUUGGAUACCAGGUCACCAACUUCUUUGCUGCCUCCAGUCGGUUCGGCACCCCUGAGGACCUGAAGAGGUUGGUGGACACCGCCCACUCUUUGGGGAUCACCGUCCUAUUGGACGUGGUCCAUAGCCACGCCUCCAGUAACACGGCCGAUGGGCUGAAUAAGUUUGACGGGACAGACUCCUGCUUCUUCCACUCUGGAGCUAGAGGACAACAUCCACAGUGGGGCUCACGCCUCUUCAACUACCAGAG